This is a messenger RNA of Leptosomus discolor (cuckoo roller), 2024 nucleotides long. It is a transcript of the gene GPNMB, whose product is annotated as glycoprotein nmb. Gene Ontology annotation, biological process: cell adhesion. Gene Ontology annotation, cellular component: plasma membrane. Gene Ontology annotation, molecular function: integrin binding. The record is from RefSeq and is a predicted model, not a curated record. Lineage: Eukaryota; Metazoa; Chordata; Aves; Leptosomiformes; Leptosomidae.
AUGAGCGGCGUUCACCUCCACCUCGGAUUCCUGCUCCUGGCCGAAUUGGUGCUGUGUGCUGCCGCCACACGGUUUCAAGAUGUGCUGAGCCAUGGAAGCACUUCUCUUGUUACAUCCUACAAGACGCUCCAAGGCUGGUCUAGUGAUCAAAAUAAAUGGAACGAAAAGCUUUACCCUUUCUGGGAAGAAGGAGAUCCCAGAUGGAAAGACUGCUGGAAAGGCGGAAGGGUGACAGCCAAAUUGGACACUGAUAGCCCAGCACUGGUAGGAUCCAACGUGACCUUUGCUGUGACUCUCCAGUUUCCCAAGUGCCAGAAAGAAGAUAAUGAUGGCAACAUAAUAUACGAGAGAAACUGCACCCAGGAUCCUCCGGUUUCCCAGGAUCAGCAAAUCUAUGUCUACAACUGGACUGAAUGGAUCGACAACUGUGGCUGGGAAAACUGCACAAGCAACCACAGCCAUAACGUAUUUCCAGACGGGAGACCUUUCCCUCAUUAUCCUGGCUGGAGGAGAAGAAACUUUGUCUAUGUGUUUCACACGUUUGGUCAGUACUACGAAACAACUGGACGAUCUUCGGCAACAUUUUCAGUCAACACAGCAAACAUCACUCUUGGCAAACACGUGAUGUCGGUGUCCAUUUAUAGGAGAGAGCACUCAGCCUACAUUCCAAUUGCAAGAGCAAGUGCCAUUUAUGUCGUAACAGACAAAAUUCCGAUAUUUGUGAGUAUGUUCCAAAAACAUGACCGCAACAUCUCAGACUCCAUUUUUAUUAAAGACUCACCGAUCAUAUUUGAUGUGAAAGUCCAUGAUCCCAGCUACUACCUUAAUAAUUCUGCCAUCUCCUACCAGUGGAACUUCGGUGAUGGAAGUGGCUUAUUUGUAGCCAGCAGUUCCACUACAUCUCACACCUAUACUCUGCAAGGAAACUUCACUCUGAAUUUAACUGUCCAAGCCAUUAUACCUGUACCUUGCAAGCCAGUAACACCCACUGCACCAUUGCCCACCUCAGCAGUUACAACUGGAGCACCUUCUAAUUCAGACUCUUCUACUGCUGUCGAGUCAAUGGAAGACAAUCCUGAUGGGGGCUGCCAUAUUUACAGAAAUGGAUACUAUAGAACUGGUAUCUCUGUCGUAGAGGGAAUCCUUGAGGUAAAUAUUAUUCAGAUGACGAACAUCCAGAUGACAGAAAGUCAGGCUGAAAACUCACUGGUUGACUUUGUUGUUACCUGCCAAGGGGGUCUCCCCACAGAUGUUUGCACAGUAGUUUCUGACCCCACGUGCCAGGUGUCCAAGAGUGUGGUAUGCGACCCCAUCAUCGUCACUGACGAAUGCUUACUCACCAUCAGGAGGGCUUUUGAGGAACCUGGAACAUACUGCAUAAACAUCACCUUGGCCGAUGACACAAGUCAAGCCCUUGCCAGCGCGCUGAUUUCUGUAAACGGAGGAUCAUCAUCAGGAACAACAGAAGGUGUCUUUAUCUUCCUUGGUUUGUUGGCAGUGUUUGCCGCCAUUGGGGCUUUCAUCCUUUACAAGAGAUACAAGCAAUACAAGCCUAUCGAGAGAAGCACGGGACAAGCAGAGAAGCAGGAGGGACUAACUGCUUAUUUAAGCAAUUUCAAAGCCAUUUUCUUCCCUAGUAGCACUGAGAGAAAUCCCCUGCUGAAAAGCAAACCAGGCAUUGUUUAAACCUUUAGUCUAACACUGCCUACUAGAUUACGUACAGAACUCAUAUCUGAACUGUACUUUGAUGGGGUUUCUUGUUGUUAUAAAAGAACAGGUGGUAAGGUGAAAGCACAUAUAAAUGGGGUGGUGACUUUUGGGGGCUUGGUGCGAUUAGAAAUAUUAAAAUAGUCCUUUGUAGAAAACAAUGAGGUAGUUUUGAGCACUUGCUGUUCUUGCUUGUGAUCUAGGAUAGACUCUUCUGAAUAACUAACACCCCUCCCCUCCCUUAUCUGGGUUUUCUUACUUCUAGGUUAACUACCUGCAAAACUAAUCACAUCCAUAAUCUGGAGAGGGGGACAAAA